This is a messenger RNA of Mangifera indica (mango), 764 nucleotides long. Its product is annotated as chromatin-remodeling complex subunit ies6-like. The transcript has 4 exons. Bases 214 to 588 code for a protein of 124 amino acids. Gene Ontology annotation, cellular component: Ino80 complex. Lineage: Eukaryota; Viridiplantae; Streptophyta; Magnoliopsida; Sapindales; Anacardiaceae. Gene Ontology annotation, biological process: chromatin remodeling. The record is from RefSeq and is a predicted model, not a curated record.
CUGUAAGUAUAUCGUCUCUGUUCUAUAUUUUUUACGAAGGAUUCUAAAGAUUAUACCCUACUAUUUUACCCCCAAAACUGGAAAAUUCUUUAGUUUGAAUAACCGACAUCGGUUCCUUGGUUUAUCGUUUACCCUGCCACGAUCGAAGUUUCUUCUUCCUUCUCCAAUCGGUCGUAUAUACCUCGCUUUUUUAAUACGCAGUGAGAGUGAGAGAUGGAGGCAGAGGUGAUAGAAGCAGAGCUAGUAUUGCCAACUUACUUUAGUUUCAAGAGAGUGCAGAUGUAUGAGAAGUAUCCUAAAGGCCAAUCAAGAGGCAGACAUUGGAAACAUCUUAAACAGAUUCUUCAAGCUGAGAAUUAUCAGAAUUAUCCUCCUGAUGAAUCCAACUAUGUUAAUAUUGAAUCACCUCCCCCAAUGCAUCCUUGCAAGAGACUUUGUGAUAUAACUGGAUAUGAGGCACCUUACUAUGAUCCGAGGACUAAUCUCCGCUAUGCUAAUGCUGAAGUCUUCAAGCUCGUAAGAUCGCUUCCUAAUGAGUAUGUACAAAGAUAUCUAGCUCUGAGAAAUGCAGCAGUUGUUCUCAGGUGACCUGGGAAAUUGCAGGAAACCGUGGCCUUUAUUUUGACAUCAAACAAUAACAAUUGUGUUUAAACAUUUCUUGUUUGUGUAGAAUGUAUUAUUCAGUGUUGAACGCCAAAACAACCAUAAAAGUUCUUCAGAUGUAUGAACAAAGUGACUCAACCAACUCAAGUACUUUGGUUGCA